Molecule: messenger RNA, 417 nt
Organism: Pteronotus mesoamericanus
Lineage: Eukaryota; Metazoa; Chordata; Mammalia; Chiroptera; Mormoopidae
Product: prothymosin alpha-like
Exons: 1
Coding region: 100-417 (105 amino acids)
Biological process (GO): negative regulation of apoptotic process; positive regulation of transcription by RNA polymerase II
Cellular component (GO): nucleus
Molecular function (GO): histone binding
Source: RefSeq, a predicted model, not a curated record
GGCAGCAUUUCGCCAGAGUCCUCGAACUCUCGCUUUUUUUUUCUUUUUUAAUGUAUUUAUGUUUUAAAUUCACUGCAUAGUAUCAUUAGCGUGCCCACCAUGUCAGACACGGCCGUGGAUACCAGCUCCGAGAUCACCACCAAGGACUUAAAGGAGAAGAAGGAAGCUGUGGAGGAGGCAGAGAAUGGAAGAGAUGCACCUGCUAAUGGCAAUGCUAAUGAGGAAAAUGGGGAGCUGGAGGCUGACGAUGAGGUGGAUGAAGAAGAGAAAGGAGGAGAGGAGGAGGAAAAUGAUGGUGAUGAAGAGGAGGCAGAUGAAAAUGAGGAGGCUGAGACAGCUACAAUGAAACGGGCAGCUGAAGAUGAUGAGGAUAAUGAUGUUGAUACCACAAAGCACAAGGCCAAUGAGGAUGACUAG